AUGGUCACGGCAAGGUCCAUUUACUACAAGCACGAGGUGAUGUUCCUUUUCUUUGGAUGGCGCCAGGCAGCGGACGAUGGACCCUACAGCGCCCUUCUAUCUACAUGCCUCGAGGGCCCCUGGCCCCUGGCUCCAUUAUGCCAAGAACCACUUUUCCGGGGUUUGCGUCAUGGCUACGACAUGAUGGGCAGGAACUAUUCCCAUCAGCUCCACUUUUCGUACGCAAGCGUCCGCGGCUUCGUGUACAAGCAGCGCCCCUCUUUGCGAGAUCCCCGGUGGCUACUCCAAGCGGCAGCCGGCUUGCAUCGUGCUGUAAAGCUGGAAAGGUGGGCCGAAGAUGUACGUACAUGGCUGCAAAGCAUCAAGCCUUCUUUACAUGAGCAAGCCAACAACUUGCAGACCAAGUCGGAGAGACUUGAAGAUCUGGGCGACAACGAUCUGCUCUCGCACGUGGAAGUGUGCAUGGAUUUCAUGGAGCUGGCGAGUGAGACGCACAGGCGUUUCACACCAGCUUCAGUGCUGCCCUUGCUGAACCUCAUCGAUUUCUGUCGAAAGCAUGUCCAGCAGUGGGACAUGGUGACAGUGGUUCAGCUGGUCCAAAGCGAGGCCUCAAAGACCUGGUGGCAAGACAAUUUUGGGACAUAUGGGGCUGCGGUGCAAGGUCUCGUGACGCACCUGAAUCAUAACUUGGAGCUGCGCUGCAUGUUUGAGCUUGACAUUCAAAAUCCAGAGGUUGCCCGGCAUGUGUGGGAGAAGCUUGAGGAGAAACCAUAUGCCCAGCAGCUCCUCAGUUGUGCAGUUGUGCAUCGUACUGUUCAGUGGGGCCGGACAUUCUUGCGCCGACGCUUCGUGAGGAGAAGGUUCACAUCCUAA
Symbiodinium sp. CCMP2456 is the source of this 873-nucleotide messenger RNA. NCBI's taxonomy places the organism in Eukaryota, Dinophyceae, Suessiales, Symbiodiniaceae. The record is from the annotation of a GenBank genome assembly.